GUUUAUUUUAACAACGUAACAACUUCAUAAAAAAAUAAAGAAGUAUAUACAAGAGUAAGUACAUAGGAAAAGUUCUAACCUAUGGGGCAACGAGGGGGUGCGGGGGAAGGGAAGGAGGGUAGAUGGCGCUACCGUCGCCUUCCCCCACCACCGGAUGUGGUUUUCCGGUGUAACGGCUAUUUUUUUAAUUUUCUCCACUGGAUGUGGAUUUCCGGUGUAACGGCUAUUUUUGAAUAUACUGCAAGUGCAAAAAUGACGUCACAUUUAUUUUUGAAUAUCCGCUGGGACCCGCACGGACGUGUUCGAACCUGUGCAUUAGCGGAAAUGAUGUCACGUUUAUUUUUGGAUAUCCGCUGGGACCUGCACGGACGUAUUCGAACCUGUACAUUAGCGGAAAUGAUGUCACGUGGGAUCUGCUCGCUCGACUCGCUCGUUUUCGCUCGUUUGAUUAGUCAACUCCCACACAAACACGCAUUCCUCUCUACGUAACGCGCUUAUUGUACAUGGGAGAAGGACGGUAUAUAAACUGCGUCUCGCUGAGGAUACGUCAGUCGGACAUUCUUAUUCUGAGAAGAGAAGACGUAUGUCCUGUCCACCGCGUGAUGUACCACAUCAAGUUACUGCUAAAUCAGAUGGAGAAUACCGCUCCGAAGCCGGAGGAGAACGAGGUCUCAAUGAAGAAGCGACGUCGCGAAACCGGCUACAAGUAUCUGGAGAUUGGAAUAGGCAUCCCUCCGACCGCGGAUGCCGUGGCCGUGAACAUCAUGCUAGAGAAUACUACCGACAAGGAGAUACUGCUGUCCACCGAAAUGUGGAGAGGACUGGUGGACAGUAGAAGCAUCAUCUGCGACUACCUCGCGCGGGUUAACAGCGAGCACUGUCCGACUCCACCUAUGUGCCUGGACGACCUCACGGUACGCUUUGCUACCCUCAACGAUCAACCGACCAUACGUCUGGACACUCCGUCCGGACGUUUGACCCUGUCCACAUCGACAGUGCGCUACCUGUACGGAUUGCGACACUGCGUCAAGCGCAUCACCAGCACGAUGGCCAGCGUCGUCGGACGAGUCGAGUCUAAACUGCGUGCUUCAAGCACAUCGCUGCGGGUGUUGAGGAUCCUUCCAGCGUUCUCAGGGCCAUAUGCGACAGCGCGGACUUCGACCAAAACGAUCCGCUCGAUUGUGAACUGCUGGUUGUGGUCUUUGGAAAUAUUCAGGUUACACGCUACAUAGAGAGAGCUCCCAUGUACACGCACAUAUUAUAAUAUAAUAUAUUAUACGUAUAAUAUUAAUCACGAUAAAUAUUAUAUAAUAUGUACACGUAUUAAUUACGAUAAAUAAAUUCUUUUUUUUCGGAUCAAAUUGUGUCUCUUUAUCGUGUUGAACCUUUUCAUCCUCCCCUAUGCCCGUCCAUGUAUCAUAUGUAGCGAUAGCGGUCGACCGUUAGAGAGAAAGUACGACGAUGUGAACGUUUCCAUAUAUUGAACAGAACGUACGACUUUGAACGUGUCCGUACAGGUUCGAACACGUCCGUGCACGUUCCAGCGGAUAUCCAAAAAUAAACGUGACAUUAUUUCCGCUAAUGUACAGGUUCGAACACGUCCGUGCAGGUUCCAGCGGAUAUCUAAAAAUAAACGUGACAUUAUUUUCGCU
Ooceraea biroi (clonal raider ant) is the source of this 1652-nucleotide messenger RNA. RefSeq lists its product as uncharacterized. NCBI's taxonomy places the organism in Eukaryota, Metazoa, Arthropoda, Insecta, Hymenoptera, Formicidae. The record is from RefSeq and is a predicted model, not a curated record.